This is a messenger RNA of Ambispora gerdemannii, 1335 nucleotides long. NCBI's taxonomy places the organism in Eukaryota, Fungi, Glomeromycota, Glomeromycetes, Archaeosporales, Ambisporaceae. The record is from the annotation of a GenBank genome assembly.
AUGAAUCAAGAGCAAGCGCUUCAAGAUAAUUUCGACCUCAAAAAAUAUGACCGCCCUUUACUAUUCCUUCCCAAUGAAAUAACUUUACUAAUAUUUUCCUUUCUUGGUCAACUGGAUAAAGUUAAUGCUGCCCGUGUAUCGCGCGUUUGGUGUGAUGCUAUAUACUCUCCUUCGCUAUGGCAUGAGGCAAUGUUAUACAAUGUCAAAGGUUUCAAAAAUAACAUUUUAAAUAGGUUAUCUCAAGUAGAAUUUUUAGAGGCAAGAGCGAGCGGUAUUUCGGACGAAGAAGUUAGACUUUUAGUUAUAGGUCCUGCGGGAAAGACACUAAAAGUCUUGGAUCUGUCUGUGGGCCCUCAACUUACAAAUAAAUGUCUGAUAUACAUCGGUUACCACUGCGUAAACUUAGAGAAAUUAUUCUUGGAAGGAUGCAAUCAAAUAACUGAUAUUCAACCGCUCGAGAUGCUUGUAGACCGAUUAAAAACUAUUGUUUUAUCAUACAACGAAAAUUUGAGCAAUGCAGUAUUCUGGAAUCUUUCUAGUUUUGGUGACCGAAUAACAAAAUUAGAUUUAGAUGGAUGCCCUCAGAUUUCGGAUGCUGGUAUUGAACACCUGGCUGCUCAUCUACAUGGCUUAAGAUACCUCGCCAUAGAUGGACAAGGAAUAAAUGAUGCACCAGUCAUCUCGAUAUUUGAACAUUGUACAGAUUUAGUCUUGUUCUCCAUGUCAUUUUGCGAUUUGACAGACGUUUUUCUUGAUGGCUUAAUUCGUAAUCUUUGCCCGUCACUCAGAUAUCUGCGGUUGCGUAAGGGAGCUGCGUUUACAGAAAUAGGGUUUUGUCGGUUAUUCGAGCAUCUUACUUUACGAGGCCACUCCUUUGUCUCGCUUGACCUCUCUGAAUGCACCAAUGUUACCAAUAUAGCCCUCGAGUCAUUAAAUCAGCCUCAAUUACGAAGGCUUAAUCUCGAUUGGUGUUGGAAUGUCAAUGAUUCUAAUAUUUUAGAGAUUCUCAAAAGAUCACCUAAAAUAGAAGAGUUGUUUAUCACCGGAUGUAACGACGUUACAUGUGAAUCAUUGGUAGGGGAGAAAAUAGCUUCUCUUAAAAUAUUAAAUCUUUUUUCUUGUAGAAUGGUAGAACGAACUAUUAUUUGUGGCAUCAGUAAAUCAAAUCCUAGUUUGUAUAUAGUAGAUUAUUAUGGUGAAGUGUAUAAAGAUGGCAAAAAGAUAGGGUUGAUGGAUCAAGUAUUUAUUAAGGAGGAAAAAGUUGACAGUCAAGAAAGAUGGGGUUUACUCAAUGUCGGAAGUUAUUUGAGGUUUUAUCGUGGUAAUUCGGUAUAA